Lytechinus pictus (painted urchin) is the source of this 5197-nucleotide messenger RNA. Its product is annotated as myogenesis-regulating glycosidase-like. Lineage: Eukaryota; Metazoa; Echinodermata; Echinoidea; Temnopleuroida; Toxopneustidae. The record is from RefSeq and is a predicted model, not a curated record. Bases 350 to 2323 code for a protein of 657 amino acids. Gene Ontology annotation, molecular function: hydrolase activity, hydrolyzing O-glycosyl compounds. Gene Ontology annotation, biological process: carbohydrate metabolic process. The transcript has 3 exons.
AUCCAUUUCGAAAUAUAUCUUAAAACGUUAUCGUUCCAUACAAUUGCCUUGUUUGACAAACCUAUUUGUCAAACUUUGUACACACAUAACCGUAAAAUAACAAACUCAUAAGACUGCCCGAACAAAGGUCAUUCACAUGAACUAUACUACUCUAUAUUGCAAAGAUGCUAUAUACUUUGUUUCACCUGGGUUAAGUGUCGAGUGACUAUAGGCUUGCCGGUUUAUUCAGGAAAUUAUGAAGGAUUAACGAGCUUCAUUAAUUACAUGUCACGUGGAGAUUAUAGCAACGGUACAGUAGCAUUCUUUAUCAUUUGGGUGUAUCCAAAAGACGACUCGUCACCCGUCGAUCAUGGCAUCGAAUCGGACGUUGAUGCUGGUCAUUGGAUUGGUGUUGGGUGCAGGAGGUCUUAUUGCGGCGAUCCUGUGUGGGGUGCUCAUUGACACCUCGGAAGGACCGGUGUUUACCCCCGUCACCGAUGGUCAUGUGGAGAUCAGACACGGGGACGACGUCGUACUCGUCGGGCAGGUUGGGGUAACGCUAGACGGUUCCGGUGACGAGUGCACGAGCGAAGGGGAGAAUGUAAUUCAGUGUUUCGAGUGGGAGAAUAAAGCAAGGUUAGAGAUCCGACAAGAAACACCAGAUGACAUUAUAUGUAACCGCGUGAGUUGGCAAGCCAUGACGCCCGACGUCGUCCUCCAAGACUGCUACGAGCUCGGCGAUGCCCAUUGGUUCGGUAGCGCCAAUAGGUUCUUCCAACACUGGCCCAUCAACGAAUGGAACGAAUCUAUGACCAUGUAUGUCUCCGGUGAUAUGUACGCCAAUUAUAAUGACUAUGGUUCGGUGCUCGAGAGGUACUGGCUGUCGUCAAAGGGAGUGGCCAUUCGGGCAUCGCAUAAUUCGCCGCUUCACGUGAGCUUGAACUACGACGAUGACGGCUUGGUGUGUUUCAAAGGAGAAUUCAAAAACUCUUACUACCCAAGUACGGAAGAUUCUCCGAAGCCGUUUCUGGAUUACACGAUCUGCGCUGGUGAGAACACCAGGGUUAUUCAUGACUACAUGACGCAAAGGUACGUGAAGAAACCAUCAGGUUUACCUGACAUCCGAAUGAUGCGUUCGCCAAUUUGGUCAACAUGGGCAAGGUACAAGACAACUGUCAACCAGUCGCUCGUCUUAGGUUUCGCAGACGAAAUCAUCUCCAAUGGAUUCAACAACAGCCAGAUAGAAAUCGAUGACGGGUAUGCUGGAAGAAAUUACGGGGAUUUUUUCUUCGACGAAGACCAGUUUCCCGAUCCCGUCCAGAUGAUCACGGACCUCCAUGACAAGAACUUCAGAGUCACGCUCUGGGUUACACCUUUUGCGAAUUCCAACACGGACGCAUACACCGAAGGUGACGAGAAUGGGUUCUGGGUGAAAAACGAAGAUGGGUCUACGGCUUUGAUCAGAUGGUGGGCAGGAAUUCAAGCUGGAAUGCUUGAUGUCACGAAUCCCGAAGCGGUCACCUGGUUUGUCAACAGGCUUGAGGAAGUCCGUUCCGUCUAUGGUAUCGACUCAUUUAAGUUUGAUGCUGGUGAAACAAACUAUUUAGGGUACCACAAGACAAUGGUCCCAAUCGUCAAUCCAUGUGAGUACACCACGGAAUGGGUAAAGCUUGCGGCUCAACUGGGAAGACAGAUUGAAGUGCGAGUAGGCUUUGAGACACAAGACCAACCGAUCUUUGUUAGAAUGAUGGACAAAGAUUCCCAGUGGGGUUGGAACAAUGGUCUAAAAACUCUCAUAACAUCUGCCUUGUCCUUCAGUGUUUUAGGAUAUCCAUACGUCUUGGCCGAUAUGAUAGGAGGUAAUGUAUAUGAGGGGGGCUUUCGGGAGACCUAUCUACCUGACAAAGAACUUUUCAUCCGAUGGCUACAGAUCACAGCAUUCAUGCCGUCCAUGCAGUAUUCAAUAUCACCAUGGCAAUACGAGGAUGACCCGGAAGUGGUCGAGAUAUCUCGCAGAUGGACAAGUUUCCACGAGAACGUCAUUACACCGAUACUAGUUGAUUUGGCAGAAACGGAAGCUAUUCCUGAAGGAAAACCUAUGAUCCGACCUCUUUGGUGGAUCGCCCCGACCGAUGAAAACGCCCUCCUCAGCGAUGAUCAGUUCCUAGUAGGUGACGACAUGUUGGUCGCACCGAUUGUCGAAAAUGGUACUCUUUCUCGCGAUGUCUACCUACCAGGAGGUAGAUGGCGAGACGAGCUUCAUGGAACUGAACAUGAUGGUGGGGAAUGGCUAAGAAACGUAGGAGUACCUCUAUCGGAAGCCCUCUAUUACACAAGAUUGUAGCCUUGGUACCAUAGCUCGUAAGAGAGAUAUUGCAGUAAUAUUUUUUUAAUGAUCAGCUCAUGCAUUCAUAAACGUAAACAUGGCUGUAUUCAAAAAUAUAUUCUAUCAUGUGGCACACACAAAAUAAAUAAUAAGACAUUCUGGAUCAGUAUCAUAGUGUCAAGAACUGAUAUUGUUCUUAAGAAAAGGUGAACUAUCAUUUAAGUUCACCAUCCUAUACAAGAAUGUUGAAGUUCUUAUAUUCAAUGGUAAAUUAUUCAAAAGCGUAGUGUCGCCGCUGAGAAAUUCUUUGCACCGUCGUUGUCGAAACGUUUUUUGGGGGUUUUAAGGUAUAUGAUAGUCGCAUGCUAUGAGCUGAUGUGUGAGAAAGAUCUUGUAAAUAUUUUCGCGCCAGCCAGUUUGAAGCACAGAUGUUGAAAUAUGCAGAUUUUGAUUAACAUUAUAACAUGUAUAAUGUUAGAUUACUAUAUCAUAUAACUCUGAUUAGUUAUCAUGAAAACUAUACGCAAAUUUAAUAUUAGUAAUAAAACAACAAGAUCACAUUUGAUUGAGCAAAUUUUAACAUCAAUGUAUUUAUCAAUUAAUUCGUGUAUACUGUAAGUAAUGUAAAGAUCUGUAAUAUUUUGAGUCAAUCAUUAAAGGAUUAAACUUUGAAAUCGUCAUUUAGUAAACUGUUGAGGGGAUUUGCGCUUAUUCCUGUUGUAUUCAUCGCAGAAUGUUUUUUGUGAAUUUAAUUUAGAUUUUAGAUUUAACAUGAACAUGGCAAUAUUGACAGGCAUAUAAUGAUUAAUUACAUCUUUGGAUGGCACAUAUUUCAUCUGCAUUGGGAAUAACGUAGACAGAGGAGGAAAAUUCAGUCAUGGCCAUAUUCAUCCAAAAUAACUUUUCUCUCUGAUAUUAACAAGGGAAUAAGAGAUUAUAGAGUUGAAUAGGCGUGCAUCCCAAACUAUUUGAAAAGGUGUUGGUCAAAGUAACCAAUUUGAGGGUGAAUAGGGGUCCAACCGAUAAAUAUUCUGGUAUAUCCUUAACCAUUCAUAACAACUAUUCUUUAAAAAUCAUUAACAAGUUACUUAACGUUUUAAACAAGUUGUUAAAAAACAAACGAAAGGUUUUGACCAUUUUAGUCGGUCGGACACGCAACACAUUGGCUAUUUUGACCGAUAAUAUUUGAGAGUGCAUACGUUUCAUACAUUUUAUUAAAACAAAACACCCUCCAGAAAAGUAGCACAUCUCUUUAUUGUCACUAAGUUGUCUAAUGACAUUUAAAUACAAAGAAAAUUUAAAAUCUUCACGAUACCUGUUCAAGAUCUUUCUUUCCCGUCUGGUUUCACUGUAUCUGACAUAGCACCAAAUGUGUUAUUAACCCGUAUGUGUUGUAAUCGGAUGCCUGGUGACGCGACAUUUCGCCAUUUGCUCCGGUCUCAAUAUCUUAGAAGGGGUUAGAGAUAGGAUUGCAAUAGAGUUUUAUUGGUUCAGAAUAAUGUCAAGAUGUGGAUUAAGGUAUAGAGUUUUGGAGGUUGGGUUUGGCUAGUUAACUUGCAGAUUUUCCAUCGGAGCAAUUGUCACUGGAGCAAAUUAGUACCGGUUUUCAGCUAUGAUGGUUUUAUGUAUCGUUCCAACGCUAUCUAAAAGUUUAAGCACGUUGUUCAACCUCGUUUCUCACAACUAUUGUUUAUAAGUUUUAAACCCGUUGAUUAAAGCUUGAAAAUAAGUUGUUUAAAAAAAUGGUUUAACUUGUUGUCAGAGUAACAGACUUGCUAUUUUAAGCAACGUUUUUACAGUAUCCGUAAAUCUAAAGAUGAGAAAUAGAUCAGUGAGUAGUGCGGUGGUCUAACUGUUGUGAAAGUUGAUUGAAAAAUAUAUGAUUUCUCAUUUGAUAUUGAUGUGAAAUAUUGCAGAAACAUUAUUUUAUAUAUUUCAUAUUUCCAUGAUGAUAUAACAUUUAUCACUGGUUAUGUUUUAUAAAAACCUUUGGUCAUGUAUAUAGCACAGUGCAUAUAUGUCAUUAUCAAUAUUGCUUGUGCUAGGCAUUUAUUGACAUAGCGCCAGCUAGUGUUCUCUCUAGGACAGUGUUUUCCAUUGCACCAAUCACUGUAUGUAAACAUGGAAGAACUGACAGGUUUGAGGUGACACAAUCAUCCAAGUUCCAGUGAAUUCUGGAAACCUGGUUAUUGAUUUGAUACAAUAAGGAGGCAAAGAGGUUAGUGUCUCAUAGGAAGUCUUUAUUUUAUGAAAUGAUAAAUGUUAAAGAUGAAAAUAAGUUGAAUUAUUUUAGGUUCUAAAUCCAGCUACUGUGCAUGUAGAUUACAUAACAAUUAUACAUUCACAUGUGUGUUAUAAGAUUGUGUAAGCAAGAAAUAAGAUCAAGUCUAUAGCUUAUACAUUAGAUCCUCACAUUUGAAGAUGACAUAGUGAUGAAUAGGAGAUUCAUGUAUGUUCACUGAAUUUGAUAUUAGUUUACUGAAAAUAAGAUAAUUCAGGAUUUGUUUUGUGGAAUUAAUGACCAGAAAGGUUACACUAUAUGUAGGUCAGCAGAAAGUCAAGAUAUGGUAGCUUCAUAUUUAAAACACAAAGAUACACCUGAAGUUAUUGAUAGUAUAGUGGUAACUCUAAUUGUUGUGUAAAUCAAUGUGUCAAUAUACACAUUUUAUUAUCAGAUUAUAAGCACAUUUCACAAUAAUUGUUUAGUUUGUUGCUUGAAGAAAGAGUGAAUUAUCAGAUGAUCACACAUAAGUGUAUACAAUGUAUUUAUGAUGCCUUUUUGUAUGUUUCAUUGAUACAGUUUUCACGGAGCUUUUGGAGCUAUAUCAAAGUUUGAAGAUGAUUAAUCGAAAUGAGAUGAGUCAAGAAUAAAGUCUCGAAGCUCCCGUAGAA